UCGCAGGUCGUUUUCUGCUAGUUCUUCAUCCACACAAGCCAAACAACACAGUGACAGGCCUGCUCUGGGCGGCCUGCUGUCGUCCUCGUACCGGCAGCAUCAGGAGUCUCUGGCGGCGGAGAGAGAGAGACGGCGUGUGGAGCGAGAGGAGCGACUGCAGCGCAUCGAGAGAGAGGAGCGCAACCGACACAGUCGGGACUAUGUGUCGAACAUGGAGGAGGCCAGACACGCUCGAGAGGAGAGGUUUCGGACGGCCGAGCGACUGGCGGCAGAGGAGUUCGAGCGAGAGCGAAUGCGUUCAGCGGCUCGAGGUCUCAGCCUCACUCUGAGUCCGACAGACACCUGUCAAUCAUCCCGCAGUGCCACGCCCUCCUCUGUGACAUCACAGGACGAGCAGGACACGCCCAUCACGUCGUACCCGCCCUCUGAACCAGACACUAAUGAUCUAGAACCGGAUGUGGAGGCCAAUCUAGAACCCGAGGAGACGGACGCAGAAGCCAGAGAAGAACAGGAAGAGGAAGUGGAGGAGAUACGUGCUGAACAGGAAGUGGGCGGAGCCGAGGAGCGGGCGGAAGAGGAAGAGGAGGGGUCUGAACGGGAAGCGCCGGAUGGAGAAGCGGAGGACAGUGGCAUCUUGAGUGAUAAAGAACGACAGAACGAAGAAGUGAACGAGAAGGACAACUGCUCCGCCUCCAGUAUAUCCUCAGCCAGCAGCACACUGGAAAGAGAAGAUGGACUCAAUGCAGGCGGCGCAGAGACAGGUCAGUGGUCAGCUCAGAGCGUCAGCAACGAACAACGAAACAAGAUCCUCAACAGCAAACUCUUCAUGCUGGACAUGCUCUACUCGCAGAACAAAAAACCCUCGGAGGAAGACGAGGACGAAGACGAGCUGGCCGAGGACAAAGAUGCAAAAGAAAAGGCUGAGGAUUCGUCUCAGGACGCGCCGCCACGGGAAGAGAACGCCGCUAAGAGUGAAGGAGACAAGAAAGUGGAGAACCAGAGCAACGUGCGGGCGUUCGCAGAGCGCUUCGGUGACAUAGUGAAGGGUCUCACCUCUCCACCAAUAGAAACGCAGGAACCUCCUCCUCCACUACCGCCUCCGAAGAAGGAGUCGGAAUCCAUCUGGGACCAGCUGAUGGCGAAUCCGCGGGAUCUGCGCAUCGGCGACAUCGACUUCACCGAUCUGGGAGACGAGGAUGACGAGGACGCGCUGGACUCUGGGAGUUUAUAUAACUCCGGCGAUCUGCUGGCUCCGCCCCCUCCACCACCGUCCUGCCCCUUUAACCUCCCGGCCCUGCCCCCUUUGUUCGGCUGCCCUCCGCCCCCUCCCAUGUUCAGCAUCCGCGUGCCUCCGCCCCCUCCCUGCUUUUCCAUCCAGGCUCCGCCCCCUCCUCAGCAGCAGGCGGAGCAACCUCCACUCUUCCAGAAGAGGAAGAAGACCAUCCGCUUGUUCUGGAAACCUGUCAAACUUGACACGGCUAAACUUGAACACCUGUUUGAAAGCAAAUCCAAAGAGAUACCCGUGACUAAGAAAACGGCGGCGGAUGGGAAGCGGCAGGAGAUCAUCAUUCUGGACUCCAAACGCAGCAACUCCAUCAACAUCGGUCUGACGGUUCUUCCACCGCCACGCACCAUCAAAACCGCCAUACUGAGCUUUGACGAGUAUGCGCUCAACAAAGAGGGCAUUGAGAAAAUCCUGACGAUGAUUCCCACAGAGGAAGAGACGCAGAAGAUCCAGGAGGCUCAGCUGGUGAAUCCUGACAUUCCGCUGGGCAGCGCGGAGCAGUUCCUGCUGACGCUGUCCUCCAUCAGCGAGCUCUCAGCACGCCUGCAACUCUGGGCCUUCAAACUUGACUAUGAAGCCACCGAGAAGGAAGUGGCCGAGCCGCUACAGGACCUGAAGGAGGGCAUGGAUCAGCUGGAGAAGAACAAAACGCUGCGCUUCAUCUUAUCGACUCUGCUGGCGAUUGGAAACCUCCUGAACGGCUCCAACGCCAAAGGCUUCGAUCUGACGUAUCUGGAGAAGGUUCCUGAAGUGAAGGACACGGUUCAUAAGCAGUCGCUCCUGCAUCACGUCUGCAGUGUCGUGGUGGAGAACUUCCCCGACGGCACAGACCUGUACUCUGAGAUCGGCGCCGUCACGCGCUCCGCUAAGGUGGACUUCGACCAGCUGCAGGAGACUCUGGCUCAGAUGGAGUGGCGCUGCAAAGCAUCAUGGGACCACCUGAAAGUCAUCGCAAAGCACGAGAUGAAGCCGGCGCUGAAGCAGAAGAUGUCGGACUUCCUGAAGGACUGCGCCGAGAGAAUCAUCAUCCUCAAAACUGUCCACCGCAGGAUCAUGAGCAGGUUUCACUGGUUUCUGCUGUUCCUGGGUCAGCCGGCGUACAGCGCUCGUGAGGUCAGCGUGACUCGGUUCAGUAAGCUCCUCAGUGAGUUCGCUCUGGAGUACCGCACCACUCGCGAGCGCGUCCUGCAGCAGAGACAGAAGCGCGCCGAUCACAGAGAGAGGAACAAGACGCGAGGGAAGAUGAUCACAGACCUCAGCACACAGACGGAUGAUGAAGAGGACAGUGAGGCGGGUCGUGUGUGUGUGAGCAGUGGCGGCAGCAGCAGUACCGCUCCCGCUGUCGGGCCGCAUACAGAGCCGCAGGGUUUGUGUCACGCUAAGGACACAGCUGAACACGAGCAGAUGAAGGCCGUGCUGAAGAGUAGCCUGCAGAGAGGAGACAGCGAUAGCACCAGCACCAGCACCGGGAUGACGGGCCUGAGGACGCGCACACGCACACCCGCCAGCAGAGGCCGCAGCGCUUGGGCAGCAGGGAACGAAGAGACGGACGACGCUGCAGACGACAUCAUGGAGAGAAUCGUACGAUCCGCCACCCAGAGUCCCAGAGAACGAGCGCAGCCCCGCGAGCGACGCCGCUCUCGCGCAAACCGCAAGUCAUUGAGGAGGACUCUGAAGGGCGGUCUGACCGCAGAAGAAGCUCAAGCGCUGGGAUUGGACACGACCGAAGCACACUGACGCGUUCGCCUUCAGCAGAGCUCAUCUCAGGACAACAGAAUCAGUCAAAACAUGUUUUAGAUCACGAAACGGAAGCUUUUCACCCACCAUAAAUACAGCAAAGCUCCGCCUCCAUUGUGUGUGUGUGUGUGUUUGAUUCUAAGCCACGCCCCCUCAUUACAUACACAGCUCACCAGCCAAUCACAGGCCGCCACUGUGAUGAUGUACAAUCCCUUUACAGAAGCGUGUUCAGGUUUCUCUCCGACUGAACGCUCUUUGAAUUAUUUCUAUUAAUGGUGAAAUGUCACUUGAUUCACUUUAUGAGUCAGAUCAGUGAAACUGUGCUCUGAUACUUUGGAUUAUUUAUUGUAAAAUGUGCAACAUGAAGGUACAACUUUAUAAGAGACAUUAAAUGUGUUUAUUUUUUAAAUCCUACAAUUCUAGAUGUGGUUUUCGGACGGUGGAACACCUUUAAAACACACAGACUCAGUGACUUUUUUUGUUAAAAUCAACACAGUUGGAUUUACUAAAAGUGCAGUUCAGUUUUGUAUCUUUUGUCAUAUUGCCAUGUUUUAACCCUCUUCACGCAUUCAGGCCUGUUUUGACCUGGAAGACAUACAUAAACGUUUCUAAACAAUGCAGGGUUUCUUGUACGUGAACGAAACUUCGCAGAUGCUUUAAGACACUCAAAAUACACAUCAUUUAUUUUUUUCAGAUUUUUUACAGUUAUUUUUUAAGAGAUAUAGCCUGUUUCG
Sinocyclocheilus grahami is the source of this 3756-nucleotide messenger RNA. Its product is annotated as FH1/FH2 domain-containing protein 3-like. The record is from RefSeq and is a predicted model, not a curated record. The transcript has 17 exons. Gene Ontology annotation, biological process: sarcomere organization; cortical actin cytoskeleton organization; cardiac myofibril assembly. Gene Ontology annotation, molecular function: actin filament binding. Gene Ontology annotation, cellular component: cytoplasm; cytoskeleton. NCBI's taxonomy places the organism in Eukaryota, Metazoa, Chordata, Actinopteri, Cypriniformes, Cyprinidae. Bases 212 to 3022 code for a protein of 936 amino acids.